Molecule: messenger RNA, 1803 nt
Organism: Saccoglossus kowalevskii
Lineage: Eukaryota; Metazoa; Hemichordata; Enteropneusta; Harrimaniidae
Product: pescadillo homolog
Biological process (GO): maturation of LSU-rRNA from tricistronic rRNA transcript (SSU-rRNA, 5.8S rRNA, LSU-rRNA); ribosome biogenesis
Cellular component (GO): nucleolus; PeBoW complex
Molecular function (GO): RNA binding
Source: RefSeq, a predicted model, not a curated record
AUUUCUAGGUAUUUAUCCGUAAACUUGUGCGUGCAUUGGGUAGAAAUGAUCCAGAUGCAGCUGAACGUCUCCGAAACAACAAACCUGUAUACAGAUUAGAUCACAUUGUUAAAGAAAGGUAUCCUACUUUUAUUGAUGCCAUAAGAGAUUUAGAUGAUCCGCUCACGAUGUGUUUCCUCUUUGCAACCUUCCCAAGAUCCAGAGCAGUGCAUGUGGAAUUGAUAGAACUGUGUAGACGACUGACAAUUGAGUUCAUGCAUUAUGUCAUUGUUGCAAGGGCUCUCAGAAAGGUUUUUAUUUCCAUCAAAGGUAUCUACUAUCAGGUUGAAAUUCAAGGUCAAAAGGUCACAUGGCUUGUGCCUCACCACUUUGCAUAUACUAAACCAAAAGAUGUAGACUUCAAAGUAAUGGCUACUUUUAUUGAAUUUUACAAUACAUUGUUAGGAUUCGUAAAUUUUAGGAUGUACCACUCAAUAAAUCUUCACUAUCCACCCAAGUUAACGAUAUCAGAAGGACUCGGUCAAGGCGAUUCUGCCUACUGUUUAGGCACUGAAGUUACAGAGCAGAGAUUAGCUGCUCUAUCACAGACCUUAGCAGCAGUUGCUAAGGAUACAGGAGAAGAUGAAGUACAGGGAGAUGAAUUUCCAGCAGGAGGAUCUGAUGAUCCAGAAAUGAUAGAAAAGGCUAAGGAAGAGGAAGAAAAAUUGAAGGCAUUGAAAAAUUUGUUUUCAAACUGUAAAUUUUUUCUAUCAAGGGAGGUCCCAAGAGAAUCUCUUACAUUUAUAAUCAGAUGUUUUGGUGGUUUGGUAUCUUGGGAUAAGAUAAUAUGUAUGGGAGCAACAUAUGAGGAAAAAGAUGAAAGCAUCACACAUCAAAUUGUUGACAGGCCGAAUCAAGAAAAGCAAUAUCUGUCAAGAUAUUACCUGCAGCCACAGUGGGUGUUUGACAGUGUCAACGCAGGCACAUUACUACCAGUGGAGGAUUAUUUUGUUGGUACUCUAUUGCCACCACAUCUCUCACCUUUUGUGGAAGAAAAAGAAGGAGAGUACGUACCACCAGAAAAACAAGCAUUGAGCGCAAAACACAAACAAGAUGAAGAACAGGAAGAAGAAGCAAUGAUGGAAGAUUCAGUAAAAGUGAAAAAGCCAAAAAAGAGGAAACGCAAGAUGAAGGUUGAAGCUGGAAAGGUUGAGUUGGAGGAUGAAAACCGAAUCAAAGAAAAUGAUCAGAAAGAAGAGAGGAAGCUAGCAGAGAUGAUGAUCCCAAAGAAGAGAAAACGCCUUUAUAAUAAAAUAAUGUAUAAAAAGAAAAUGGAAGCAAAAGAGGCUCGAAAAUUAGCUGAGAAAAGGAAACAGUAUGACCAGGAAGUCAGAUCACAAAAAAAGAAAUUGAAAGCUUGAGGAAAGCAUAUCUAUGAUUUAUAUGAACAGGAAUGCAAGGAUUAAUGCCAAAUCUGAGUGCAGUGAUGGUACUACAAAUGUCUUCUACUAAUUAAACUUGUCACUCGUUUCCCAGUCAUGUUAUGACUUUACAACAUACGACUCCCCAGCUUGUCAAUAAUACUAUCCAGACUUCAACAUUAUACGACUCCCUAGUUUGUUGGCAUUACUUCUUAGUCAUCUGCAGCAUACAACAUCCCAGCAUGACAACAAGGGUGACAUGUAUUGCUUUUUAUAAUUUUCUCCAUUUUUCUUCUGUUAGAGUCAAUUUGUGUUCAGGUUUCUUUCUGCUUUUUUUAAUCAAAUGUGUUCAUAGAUGAUUGAUAUCAACAUUCAUUUUGGAAAGAAAUCUCAAUAAAAUAAA